Molecule: messenger RNA, 1138 nt
Organism: Salarias fasciatus (jewelled blenny)
Lineage: Eukaryota; Metazoa; Chordata; Actinopteri; Blenniiformes; Blenniidae
Gene: alx4a
Product: ALX homeobox 4a
Exons: 4
Coding region: 17-1138 (373 amino acids)
Biological process (GO): regulation of transcription by RNA polymerase II
Molecular function (GO): RNA polymerase II transcription regulatory region sequence-specific DNA binding; DNA-binding transcription activator activity, RNA polymerase II-specific
Source: RefSeq, a predicted model, not a curated record
GACUCUUUUUUUAGGCAUGAACGCGGAGACCUGCGUUUCAUACAGCGAUAUGACAUCCAUGGAUUCAUAUUAUAGCCCCUCUGCUGCGCAAGGUAGGGAUCACCCGGCGGACCACUUUAGGACAUUCCCGGCGACUGACACCAAAUACAGCCCCGCCGCCUUCCUGCCCAACAAAGGUCAGGCUUACGGAGAGAAGUCCCGGAGCCCCUUCCAGCAGGAGUGCCAGUCAUUGGAUGCCGCUGCAGCUGGGCAAGGCACUUUCAGCAAAUACCACCUCUUCAUGCAGAGGUCGUCUUGCAAAACACCCCCCGAAGAGGACAAGCUGCAGCAGGAGAGGGGACUGAACGGAGCGCUCGUCUCGUGCUAUGGUAAAGACAGUUCAGGUCUGACAGACUCCGACUUGGGCCCGGACUCCGACUCUCCUGGGAUGGACAGCAGAUACCUGCCGGUGAAGGACCAGGGCGUGAAGGCGGCCUCCGACCGGCCGCCGGGCACAGACUUGGGGAGCCCUCUGGACAAGGCCGACAGCGGCGAGAGCAACAAGGGCAAGAAGAGACGCAACCGCACGACCUUCACCAGCUACCAGCUGGAGGAGCUGGAGAAGGUCUUCCAGAAGACGCAUUAUCCUGAUGUUUACGCCCGAGAGCAGCUGGCACUGAGGACCGACCUGACCGAAGCCCGUGUGCAGGUAUGGUUCCAAAACCGAAGAGCGAAGUGGAGGAAGCGGGAGCGUUUUGGUCAGAUGCAGCAGGUCCGGACACAUUUCUCCACCGCCUACGAGCUGCCUCUCCUGACCCGUCCAGAGAACUACGCUCAGAUCCAGAACCCGUCCUGGAUCGGCGGCAGCAGCGCGGCGUCCCCCGUGCCGGGCUGCGUCGUGCCCUGCGACACUGUGACCCCCUGCAUGACGCCCCAUCCCCACUCCGCCAGCGGAGUGUCCGACUUCCUGAGCGUGCCGAGUCCCGGGGGUCACGUGGGUCAGGCCCACAUGGGCAGCCUGUUCGGAGGAUCCCCCGGCAUGCCGGCGGGCAUCAACUCGUACGAUCUCAACAUGGACCCUGACCGCAAGUCCUCCAGCAUCGCGGCUUUACGCAUGAAGGCCAAAGAGCACAGUGCCGCCAUAUCCUGGGCCACAUGA